Molecule: messenger RNA, 908 nt
Organism: Nelumbo nucifera (sacred lotus)
Lineage: Eukaryota; Viridiplantae; Streptophyta; Magnoliopsida; Proteales; Nelumbonaceae
Product: actin-depolymerizing factor 2-like
Biological process (GO): actin filament depolymerization
Cellular component (GO): actin cytoskeleton
Molecular function (GO): actin binding
Source: RefSeq, a predicted model, not a curated record
AAGAAAAGGGCUUCAUUUUCUGUGUAGAGCCCUUCCUUCUCUAUAUCUUCUCCCCUCCCUCUGCCCUAGAUUUUCUCCAUCCCUCUCGUCUCAUCCUCCUCGUCGAUCUCCGAUCAUAUCCCCCGAAAAUGGCAAACGCAGCUUCGGGAAUGGCUGUGCAUGAUGACUGCAAACUAAAGUUUUUGGAAUUGAAGGCCAAAAGAACCUAUCGGUUCAUAGUUUUCAAGAUAGAGGAAAAGCAAAAGCAGGUCGUUGUAGAAAAGCUUGGCGAACCCACUCAAAGCUACGAGGACUUCACUGCAAGUCUUCCUGCUGACGAGUGCCGAUAUGCAGUUUAUGACUUCGACUUUGUGACCGAGGAGAAUUGCCAGAAAAGCAGGAUUUUCUUUAUUGCGUGGUCCCCUGAUACGUCAAGGGUGAGAAGUAAGAUGAUAUAUGCAAGCUCCAAAGACAGAUUCAAGAGGGAGCUGGAUGGCAUUCAGGUAGAGUUGCAAGCGACUGAUCCUACUGAGGUGGGCCUUGAUGUCAUUAGAAGCCGUGCCAGUUGAACAUGCAUUGUGUCUCUUGCAGUGGAGGUUUCCUCCAUUCAUUCUGCUUUACUUUUGUUUAUAGUUUGUGAGACGGUGGAUUUGGCUAGACAUGAUAUUGUUUUGUUGUCCAAGUUCCACCGUACAAUUCAUGGCUUCUAGAACAACACCAGUGAUUUUGGGUAUAUCUUGUUACUUGUUAUUUGUGGAACCUAUGUGGCGUGUGUCUCCUUGUAGUCUAAUAUCUACCGGCUAAUGAUAUGUAACGGUUUAUUGGGGUAGACAAAACCUGUAGUUUGUUUUUACAACUUUGAAAUGGAUGUUUGGCCUUUACUAUCUUUAGUUGGAUUGUGGAAAAGGCAAACUUUUAUUUGUUUCUGA